UUAUAAAGAUGUUGUAUCAACGUUUGGCGGGAAUCAUUUGUUUUCCCUGUUUAGAAAUUAUUAAAUCAUGAACAGUAAUUAUUAACUUUACAAAAUGAAUUAUAAUGUUAUUUCGGAAGGAUUUGGACGUUUGCAGUUCACAAAUAUACCCCAAGAUCAGAUUGAGAUAGUGACAUCAUCAGAAUUUACGGACUCCCCAAAUUUUAUUCUCGAGUUUUCUUCAACCACAAACCAACUGAUCAUUCAAGUUAUCGAUGAAAUUAAGAAACCCUCGAUUGGUGGAGAGGAUAGAUAUACAAUUUGGGAUGUAUUGAAUGAUAGUGGAAUUAGCCAUCCAUGUGUACAAGUUUGGAUUUACCAUGUUCUAUAUACUGGCUUGUUGGCAUCAGCAACAUUUGAUGAGAAACGUCGAUGUCUUCUUGCUGCUCAGUUGUAUUUCCUAUUACUUAAACAGCCAGGCAGCAGUGGUAGCUUAUUCUAUCAUCUCAUCUUGUUUGAAAAAUCAUGUUCUGCUUUAAAAAUGGCUGCAAGUGUAGAUGUUGAUUCAAGUAGCAAGAAAAAGAAGAAAUCUGCACCGACUGCAUCCCAGCAACACAGAAUGACUCUUUCACAAGAAAUUGAAAUUGGCCCGGAUAAUGCAGAUGAAGCAAAUCUAACUUGGGAUGAAAUCACUCGCAUCCUCUCCUCUCUUCCCUCGCUCCUCAAUGAUGUUUGUCAUCUUUUGGAAGUUUACUCGCUUAAAGAUAAACAAACGUCCCUCACCCAACUUGUUGAGGCGCUUGUAGAAAUUUUAAAGCAUGAUGGUCAGACUGCCUCAACAGCUCAAAACAGUGAUUCCAUUGGAACACUAAGUGAAUUGGUUGUCAAAGCUUUUCGACUUGUGGUUAAUAAAAAACAUGGCGCAAUAACUCAGUUGGUUCAUCUCGUGUUCCGUCUUCUUAUGACAACAAUAACAAUGAAAGCUGCCACUAAGUGUGGGAGUGGGUGUGUUUCAAAAGUGUUUAUACAUCGAGCAGAGGUGGCCCUUCAUGGGGUCUCACUUAUAUGUGAAGAUCAUGGAGACACGGCACAUCAGACAACAAGAACUCUCAUGCAGAAUGUAAUAGGGCAGAGCCCAGAUCGAAGUGACUUUCGACAUCAAACCGGACUUUUUGUUGCGAACUUUAUUUACAAGAUGCCUGUGUUGUGGUAUGCAGAUUUUGUAUCAUGGACCGCAAGGCUGGCGAAUGAUAUCAAGAUUGGAAACAGAGUUGGAGCGGUUGUUCUUAUUGGUCACCUUCUUCACCAAUCAGAGCGCAGAGCUGAUCCAGAAAAAGAAAUAUCUUCAGAAUUAGAACAAUGUCUUUCUCAUAAGUUUUUAUUGAAAGUUAUCGUUAACAAAAUAAAAGAUAUUGCUCCAACUGUACGAUCCAAAUCACUUCUUGUACUUGCUGAAGUUAUGGAUAAGAAACUCAUUUCAUCGAGUGUGUUCAAUGCUCUGUUUAAAAAAAGUUCAGCUGACCCCAUUACUCCAUUACCAAUCAACCAAGAGUCUUUUCUAAUAUCUGAGGCUUGUGUGGGCGGCCUUAUUUCGCUUCUUUGUGAGCGAUCAUCGGACUUAAAGCUCACCGUUCGUCGUAGCUCACUCCUUGCGAUAAAGUCGACAAUAUGUUCCCACUCUGCCCCACCUAACUCGAAGUUUCUUGUUGCCCUCGGUAACGGUUGUCGAGACCCGAUGUUAAGUGUGAGGAAGUGCGCCAUCCAGUGCGCAACUGAUGUUCUUGACGCACACAGUAAUAUAAGGGAGGUUCGAGAAAUGUGGGUACAAGGAGUGUUUACUAGAGUGGAGGAUACCGAGGCAUCUGUACAGGAGAAAACACUAAUUUUAAUGGAAGAAAAAAUACUGGAAGGAAUGAUCAGUUCCAAUCAAGAAAAGAAAAUUCUUUCUUGGGACCUGCUUAACUUUCUUUCAACGGAAAAGGGAAAUAAAUUAAGGGUUUACUUACAAAAAGCAAUACGACAGUGGAACCAGCAAAAGAAAAUCAACAAAAGUUUGGUUCAAAAUGUUGUGUGUGGUUUAGACAAUGCUGAUCAGAAAGUAUCAGCUUGGAUGACAUUACGAAUGAUGACACUUUACCACAGCGAUCCAAUCACAGCGUGCCACAUCAUUGAAAAUUGGAAAACUUCCAACUGUGACCAAUCCCUUAUCACUUUACAGGUUGAUAUGAUUUGCUCAGUAGGACAAGUUGCACAAAAUCUUAAUUCAACUGAUAAGAAAGCAGUGCUGGCGAGAUUAGCUACCAGCAUUGAGACAUAUACAUGCCCGAUUCAUCUUAUCAACCACACUUGUGAAGCGAUCGAAAAAUUUCACCAAGCCAUCCAUGAUAAUGAUAAAGAUUCAACGACAUCCAUGAUGAAAUGGACGGAGAAAGUUUUAAAUACUACUGACCGAUGGAUGCAUGAUAUUAUGACAUCAUCAAAGUAUGACAAUGAUUUGUUGGUAACUCACUUGUACACAGUUGGUGACUUGGCACAAAGACACCCGGACAAAGUUCCAAAAUCUUUAUUAUUUUCUGUACAAGCUUUGCUUACCAAUCCAAAUACUGUGGAUCAAACUGCAUCAAACAGCCAGGUUUUGUCGCAACCCUUAUCUCAGUUCCGAUCUGGGGAAAUUCCCUCUUCUAUCAGAGCUCACACAAUUUUUAACCUCGGUCGAAUUUGUUUCCGGAACAAAAAACUCGCAAAGAAAUGCGUUCCUGCCAUAGCCAGGGAACUUGAGAUUUGCGAAAACGAAGCCGUUCGUAACAACGUCCUGAUUGUCCUCACCGAUUUGUGUGUCAUUGAAACACAACUUGUUGAUCCUUUUCUAUCAGACAUGGCAACUUGUCUUGGUGAUGAGUCAGCAGUUAUUCGAAAACACGCAGUCGUCUUAAUCAGCAGUUUAUUACGGAGAGAAUUCAUCAAAUGGAAGGGAACACUUCUGUUCAAGUUCCUACACGCAAUUUGUGACACAAACUCAGACAUUAGAACGUUAUCUCGCUAUUGUCUGCUGGACCAACUUCUGCGUGGACAAUCUGCUGGCGACCUUUUCUUCAGGAACUUUAUCGCUUGCCUGUUUUACUUCAAUGAUUAUAACGGACAUAGUGUGCAUAGGUUUAAAAAGUCAGAAAGAGAGAAAAAGUUGUUUAACUUGUCUGGCACCCCUGGGUUGGAGAAAAGGAUGGAAAUUUAUGAAUUUCUGCUCGAAAAUAUGAUUGAUGAACAUAGAAUUAAUCUCACAAUGAAACUUUGUGAAGAUGUACUAGGUGCAGUUGUUGACAAGGUUAUUCCUUUAAACAAAGAAACGCAGCACAUACUGACAGACUGCUUGGCAGUUCUCUGUUGUAAGGAAAUCCGUCUAAAAUGUUUAAAGACAAAAGAAGAUGGAGAUGAUGAUGUCAUCAUGUCAACUCAAGCGGAAAGGGGUGCAGCGUUGAAAAAUGAAAUCAAUCAGAAAAUUAUAUCACAGGUUGUGAAAGAAAACCUUGUUCAAAACAUCAUCCCAAUUAUUAUUGGUUUAAAGAAUAUGCUGGUUGAAAUACACAGCCCAUUAGUUAAGAAUGUUAUGCUAUACCUGAAGGAAGUGAUGCAGGAAUAUCGGACAGAGGUUCAAGCGAUCCUCACCUCUGAUAAACAACUUGCAUCCGAGAUCGAAUUUGAUCUAAAGAGGUUCGAGAGGGAGGAGCAGGAAAGAGAGGAGCAAAUGAGGAGGAGGAAUGUUGAAAACAUUCCUCCAAUGGCAGCAACACCAAGAACUGCAACACAACAUUAUUUUAACGCACAUGAACUAACAUGUUAUACAGCUGCUGAUCAUGUAACACCUCAAACCCCAAUGAGAGCAACCCCCAAUAUACCAUUCUCUCCACACAAUCCAGUGACAGCCACAACAUCUGCUCGAAGAAAUUGGCCAAUGAACAUUGAAGGAAUAGUUCGUUCCGCUCGGAAAACUCUCGGAAACGUUGUACGACCUUUGACCCCAGCACGUCAACCAACAACAGUAAUAACUUUAACUGCUCCGUCAGUUCCAGAAAGUUCUCUUUCCUCAAAUACAAACAUUCCACCCCAUCCUGCCACCCCAACACAGGAGACAUAUGAGUCGUCUAAUGAAGCACGAGCUGCAUCCACACCAUGUGCCGAUAAAAACGGCGAAAUCACGUUCUUAGCAAAAGACAUUAGUGCCAUCAUAUCACCAACUGCUUCUAAACCAAAGAAAAAGAAACGUCUGCUGUUACUGCCGCAUCCUGAAGAGUGUCCCCUGCCAGUUCCGUGGGACGUGACGUCACCCAGUCCUCACAGGGCGUCGCGCAUAAGGCGGCAAUAUGCUCGUUCCCACGAUACCACCAACCCUACCUGAGUCUUAGAAUAAUUGUUAAUAGUAUAAUAAUAAGUCACGCUGAGCGCAUGGUCACGAUUAAUACCGUCGGAAACAACGCGAUACUUUUCGUUGAAUUUCGUUCAUAUUUAGCUCUACAGGGGAGAUUGACCGUCUGUGGUUUUUAAUGUACUGAUUAAACAGCUCCCAGCAGGUUG
Ciona intestinalis (vase tunicate) is the source of this 4548-nucleotide messenger RNA. Lineage: Eukaryota; Metazoa; Chordata; Ascidiacea; Phlebobranchia; Cionidae. The record is from RefSeq and is a predicted model, not a curated record.